AGUGCAGGGAAGUAGAUGCAACGUGUACUUCCUGCCUUUAAACCGCUAUCAGCUCUCUACUAGAAAAGGUGUGUUGCGGAACAGUGCGAAGUUGCCUCGCUGUAAUGCAGCAGCAACUUAGCUUGUCGAAAAGUAGUUAACUAGGCAGCUAACUAACGUUAUAGAUGUGCACUAACAUACCAAAUUGAUUCAUUUGUGAGAGUGAAAGUACGGAGUCGUUUCACCACAUCAGAGAGAAUAGCAAUAUAACGACAAAGCUAGCGAGCUAACUAACGUUAUAAAUAAAACAUUCUGUCGUGUAGCUGAUUUAGCUAACUAGCUAUACCUGUAGGAAACGUUCGACCUCGCUUGCAGCUAGCUAGCCAGCUUGCUUGCUGCAAUGAUCAACUAUUGGACUCUCGUCUGAUGAAGGAUAUCGCAAGAAGCUCUUUUAAACUUCUACAAGAGGAGGACACAGGAUAGGAAUUGAAAAUGAAGAAGCAGUUUAAUCGGAUGAAACAACUCGCCAACCAAACAGUUGGCAGAGCUGAGAAAACAGAAGUCCUUAGUGAUGACCUUUUACAGAUCGAGCGGCGCAUGGAGAUGGUGCGAGUGGUCUCCCACAACACGCACAAGAAGAUGAUUGCGUGUCUGCAGGGGCACAUCGGCACCGAUGCCGAGAAGAGACAAAAAAAACUCCCGCUCACAGCGCUGUCACAGACCAUGCAGGAUGGAGGAAGCCAGCUGGGAGAGGAGUCUCUGAUUGGUAAGAUGAUGGAGCUUUGCGGUGAGGCAGAGAACCGUCUGGCCUCUGAGCUGAUGCAACAUGAGGUGCAGGUUGAGAAGGACAUCCUGGACCCUCUUAAUCAGUUAGCGGAGGUUGACAUUCCCAACAUCCUGAAACAGAGAAAGCAGUUGGCCCGGCUGGUGCUGGACUAUGAUUCUGCAAAAGCUCGGUGGUUGCAGGCAACCAAGUCAGUAAUCUCAGGAACAAACACUCAAGCACUGACAGCCAAGGUGGACUCUCUCAAGGAGGAGGUGGAUGAAGCUAUGAACAAAGUAGAGCUCUGCAAGGACCAACUGGCUGCAGACAUGUACAACUUCUUUUCAAAGGAAGGGGACUAUGCCCGCUAUUAUGUAAUGUUAUUAGAAGCACAAGCUGAUUACCAUAGAAAAUCUUUAGCAGUGCUGGAGAACGUUCUGCCAAACAUCCAGACUCAACAAGACAGCUGGACUGAGAAGCCAGCCUUUGGGACAGCCCUCGAUGAGCAUCUGAAGCGCAGUGGGCGAGAGAUUGCGCUGCCCAUCGAGGCCUGUGUGAUGAUGCUGCUGGAAACGGGCAUGAAGGAGGAGGGGCUGUUCAGGAUCGCUGCAGGGGCCUCCAAGCUGAAGAAGCUCAAGGCAGCGCUGGACUGCUCCACCUCCCAGUUGGAGGAGUUCUACUCCGAUCCUCAUGCUGUGGCUGGUGCCUUGAAGUCCUAUCUGAGGGAAUUACCAGAGCCUUUAAUGACCUUCCAGCUAUAUGAUGAGUGGAUACAAGCAUCCAACGUGUCUGACCCAGACAAAAGGCUGCAGGCAUUGUGGGUGACAUGUGACCAGCUACCAAAGAAUAAUAAGGCCAACUUCAGGUAUCUGGUGAAAUUUCUUGCCAAGCUAGCCCAAGAAAGUGAAGUCAAUAAGAUGACGCCCAGCAACAUUGCGAUCGUGCUGGGACCUAAUCUACUGUGGUCCAAGACUGAAGGGAGUCUGGCAGAGAUGGCUGCUGCUACAUCUGUCCAUGUAGUGACUAUAAUUGAACCCAUCAUCCAGCACGCUGACUGGUUCUUCCCAGAUGAUGUGGACUUCAACGUGUCGGGCAUGUUCGCUAUGCCCGCGCCACUUGCAAACCACACCAACCACCUGACCACGCCCGACUUUGAAUCGGGCACUAUAGAGAGAAAGCGGCCAGGCAGCAUGGUCGGGCCCGAGGGCGACAGUCCUCGCAAAGACAGCCCGGCUAACAAAUUGUCGGACCACGCCCCUCGUAGAGGCAGCACUCUUAAUAGAAAGCAGCACGCUUCGCCUACCUUCCAGCCCCCCUUGCCCCCGGUGGAGGCUGGGGGGGCUGCGCUGGCACAGUCUGUUGCCGAGCUUCAGCCCCCGCAGCAGGCUCAGCCCGUUGGGGGGUUGGGCCUGGAGGCUUGUCAGUCAAGCUCGGCACUGGGCGUGGCAUCAGUGGCCACCAUGCAGCAGCUUCUAGCCCAGCACGCUGAAGAGAACAGCUUGUCAAAGCCUCGUGAGCCUAGCACCACACCCCCACCUCAGAGGAAUGGAGCAGCGGGUGUGCAGAUGAACACCCCCAGUGCGACCAGCGGACCAGGGCAGCUGGGGGUCGGGACCCCGCAGCCGGGCUCCAUGGGCCCCAGUCCUCAUAUGAUGCGCAGAGGUACAAAGAAGCCUGCUCCCGCCCCACCUAAACCAGCCAACCCCCCUCCAGGACAGCCCAGCGGUCAGUCAAACUCAUUCUCAGGAUCCUCCCAGCCUCCAAAACCCUCCUCCAGUCACUCCCCUCCUGGGCAGGGCCCCAGCGCGAACACGCCUCAGCCCUCCGCCACACCCCGCCGGCAUUCCAGCAACCAGCCGCCAAUCCAGGCCCCCAACCACCCUCCUCCCCAGCCUCCCACACAGGUCACGUCCCCUCCCAAUACCAAAGCCGGUAGCCAAGCAGCGGGAGAGUGUGGAACAGAACAGUCUCCUCCCAGCACCCCUACCCCUCCUGACACCCCCCCGCCUUCCACCGCUCCACCUGACAGCCCCUGCAACCCGUCCUUCCCCUCCUUUCCGUCUGGCUCUCUCCCCCGCCCCCGUCCCGUGCCCAAACCAAGGCACCGGCCCAACGUGCCCCCGCCCCCUCAGCCCCCCACAUCUGGCAACAGCGACGCCAACGGUAUCUGCAACUCUGCAUCCAAGAUCAUCACUGAUUCCUCUGUGGCUUUGAAAGGGCUGAGUCGUGCCUUCAUCCCUGAGCUUGCUGUGGAGCAGCAGGCCACAAGCCCUGCUGGCCGAGAGCUUCCUACCCUCCCACCCAAGGACACAGAUCUAGACUCGGAGAGUACCGCCUUGUGAGGAAGAGGACACUGCCCUGCUUCUGAAGUUGCCACUCUCUCUCCCAAGCCUCCUAGACAGCCAAACGUCCCCCUGACCCCCGCACCGCCCUACUCUCUCCCGCAAACCAAGUACCCAAACCCAUCAUAGUCACUGUUAACAACUUUCCUGCUGCUGCAUGAGCUUCAGACAAUCAGUCAAACACCACAGCAAUGUAGGGCUGCAGCUGGGAGUCCUCAUUCUGCAGUAUUGAGGAGGUUUCAGAAAAGCUGUAGCUCCUUACUGGGUGUUUUAUUUAUGCAAUAUGAAGUUUGAAAUCAAACUGAUCAAAAUGAAUGAAUGGAAAAUUACAUCUCCUGGAAUGGUUGUUGUCCAGUGAUAGGUGAUGGGUUGUGUUGUGAACAGAAAAAAAAGGAAAUGGCUUUUCACUUAGCAGUUGUUUGUAUAAGGUUGUCUUUAAUGUUCUUUUUCUAUUUCUGGGAUGCAUAUUUUUUCCUCAGCAUGUGGCCUUUGUUUAAAAUAAAUCUUGAUGUAGUUAAUAUUUUAAAACAAUAUAAGUAUUGGAGAGAAGAGGCUGUGAAAGUAGAAACCAAAAACAUUGCUGUAAGUGUAGCUGGUGACUGCAGGUUUCCAGUUAUCAGCUCAUACUUUGCUCUUGUCCUUCAUUAAGAAAGAAAACUGUCCUCAGCUCAUUUCAUCUCUAUUUAUUUCCAUUAACACAUUCCCUGAGAGUGACGUGUUAAUCAUUUUUUUCCUUGCAACACAUGGGUUAUUGACACCUCUGAGUAGCGGUACUUGAUGCCUAUUGACUAUAUGCGGUAUAGAGAAGACAAAUGAUCUUUCUCAGAGUGUUGAUAACAGUGUUCUGCGGUUUUCUAGAAAUGCUUUACUAUUUGAUGAUUACCUUGCUGUGGCAUUAUUGUGGCAAGUAAAGUAACUGUAGGGCACUAUUGGAUAAAUGUAUGCUUUUUUUUGUAAAAUCACAGAGCAGUAAUCACCACAUUACCACAGUUUAAACAUAAGGGGUGUACUGGGAACAUCUGUAAGCUAGGCAAGUGGAGGUUUUAUCCACUUGUUUCCACUGAGCUGUUUUUUCUUGAACAGACACCAUUCUAAAACUCAGCAGUGAAGUGGUUAGACUUUUCAGUCCUCAGAGGCACAGUUUCCAUUUUUUUUCUUUUUUGUUUGUUUUUAAUGUCUUGUUUUCCUUCAUUAUGAAGCUCAGUUACCAGAACCUAAAUGGUACUAAGGGCAAAAUCUGGUCGAAGAUUAUUUGUAAAUUUUUAAGUUAUCAUGGCAAUCAUCUAUAUGCUCUUGCCUGUUGCUAACUUCUUUUCCUUGCUGUCUUACCCUUCAUAUUAAGUGCACUUUGCUGUCUUGCCUUGGUCUGCACAGGAGACCUUUUUGUAAAGGCUCUGGAAAACUGAACAAUGAUAUUCAUAUAGAAAUGCUGACGCUUAAUUUUAAGCCCAGCAGUCUUUCUAAUUAUAUACAAAGAUUAAAAAUGUAUAAUGCUUGGUAAUACUCCUUUUCAAAAUAAUAAAGAAA
Megalops cyprinoides (Indo-Pacific tarpon) is the source of this 4611-nucleotide messenger RNA. It is a transcript of the gene arhgap17a, whose product is annotated as Rho GTPase activating protein 17a. Gene Ontology annotation, molecular function: protein binding; GTPase activator activity. The transcript has 20 exons. Gene Ontology annotation, cellular component: cytoplasm; cytosol; intracellular anatomical structure. The coding region runs from base 472 to 3084 and encodes 870 amino acids. The record is from RefSeq and is a predicted model, not a curated record. Lineage: Eukaryota; Metazoa; Chordata; Actinopteri; Elopiformes; Megalopidae. Gene Ontology annotation, biological process: positive regulation of GTPase activity; regulation of actin cytoskeleton organization; signal transduction.